Molecule: messenger RNA, 1394 nt
Organism: Carica papaya (papaya)
Lineage: Eukaryota; Viridiplantae; Streptophyta; Magnoliopsida; Brassicales; Caricaceae
Product: Sterile alpha motif (SAM) domain-containing protein
Molecular function (GO): protein binding
Source: RefSeq, a predicted model, not a curated record
UCUUGCGGCCUUCUCGUUCUGAUAAUCGGUUUAUGCUCAAAUCAACCAAGUCAUUUUCAUUUUCCCUAACGCUGUGAUUUCUCUGCAAAGACGACAAUAGUUCACGCUUUGCCCUCCUGAGCUUGUCUAAGGUAACUUGUUUGGAUCCUGUAUGGUUUUUCCCUUCGCUAAUUUUGUUCGAGGAAUCAGAGAGGAAGUUCACAAAUCACGAUUUUUCACUUUAAUUUUCUCGGCCGCCAAACAACAAAACACUCUUUUCAUCUUGUGGAAUACCUAGUUCAUGGGAGUUGUCAACAGUGAGGAAAAAUGUAGUUUGCAGUGGAUGCUGAUUGUCAGUGGGUGUUUUGGUCAAGCAUAUCUUACAUCUAAUGGUAAAACCAAAGCAGCAGCAGCAACUUGCAGGAAGGUCUGCAAAGAAGAAGAAGACUCGAAGUUCUCAUGUAGACUCCUUCAAGUCCAAGACUAUCCGAGGUCUGCGUGGAGAAGGGGACUGGGUUAUAGUUAAGAAGCAGAGAGUCACCAUUCUGGUGCCUCCAGUACCUACAGCUAAAAAUUCCAUUAUGCCAAAGCCUGCAUCAAGUCAGUUGCAAGCUGUGCCCACGGAGAAGCCUGACUCUUUACCACUUUUUCCUGUCGAGACAUGCCUCAGGAUGCCUUCAGUCAACGAACGAGAGAAUUGUACUCUUCCUGCACCGACAAAAGGCUUUCAAAUUGCUAAAAAGUCUCCUGUGGAGCGCAUCCCAGCAAUGCCAAACCCACCAAGUCUGGAUUUUAAGAUGGCAUCAGAAAAUCAAGACUGUUUUGGUACUUCAAAGUCACAGAGGAUUCUCGGAGUAUCCAAUACCUCAAGAACCAUAAAGCGGCCAAAGUUGGAUGGCCCAAGCCUUGUGGGUGGGAACAUGUUACCACACCAGAGGCUGAGAGCAUCACAUCUCGAGAAGAAGCUUCAGAGAGCUGGUGGGUUGAGCCAGUGGCUAGCAUCACUUGGUCUAGGACACUUUGAGAGUAUUUUUCAGAGGAAGAGCAUCACUAAAUUUCAGUUGUUGAAUUUGACCAUGAACAAGCUCAGAGAAAUGGGUGCCUUUGCAGUUGGGCCUCGGAGGAAACUGAUACACGCCAUCGAUUGUGUUUGCCAGCCGUAUUGUUUUGAGGCUUCGUAAAUAUUCUUCAAAAUCCGAGUUUGGGAAACUGAAUGGGAAAAUUGAAGAAUGCGAUAGAAUACUGGAAACCCCGUCGUGUAGAUUAAGUUGUUUUAUGUCAUUUUGCCUAGAGGUGAAAUGCCAUGGUGAUUUACCAGUAAUGGGGAUUAUACUGAAGUGAAAAAUAGCCAGGCUGCAUAAUUUAUUAGUUUGCCAUAAUUUUAUAUUUCCGAGAAAUUACAGUUUUAUUACAUA